GAAGGAAACUGCUGAGACCGACUCGAGAACCCACGGACGCCAGCCGCCGCCCGUCCCACAUCCCACCGGCGGCGACUCGGGGUUCCAGCCGUCAGCACGCAGCCGUCGACUGUGUGACGGUGGAGCCACAGGGGUGGUGGUAAUAAGGGCGAUCCCACGCCAGGCGCCACAUCGGGCCUGGAUCGAUGAGCCGCCGUUCCUCGCCAGCGCCGCUGGAUGACGGCGACCUCCUGGAGGAGAUCCUGCUCCGCCUGCCUCCUAAGCCGUCGUCCCUCCGCAGCGCCUCCCUUGUCUGCAAGCGCUGGCGUGGCAUCCUCGCCGACCGUCGAUUCGUCCAACGCUUCCGCAAGCACCACCGGAAGCCUCCUCUGUUGGGCUACUUCGUCAAAAAAUAUAAAGGGGCUAGCUUCACUUCGAUGUCAGACUUCACCCUCAUUACGAGCUCCAUCCCUCGUCUUCGCCACCUCAACCUCGUCUACUGCCGCCACGGUGUUGCCCUUUUUCUUGAUGCACUCUGCGAGAUCCUCGUGUGGAACCCCAUCACCAAUGUCCAGUGCCACGUGGCUUUUCCGCGGGGGCUCAACCAUGACCCGGUUUGCCGUGUCGAGACUGCCGCGGUGCUCUGCUCCGCCUCUGACAAUCUUCUGGUGCAGGGCGAAUUUAUGCUAGUAUUAGUUGGGUACUAUCCUAACCAAGCAAAGGCAUUCACAUGUCUCUACCAAUCCAAGUCUGGUUUAUGGGGAGAAAUUAUGUCAACACCGGCUCGAUGUUCAGUUUACAGGAACAGGACCAGCGUCCACGUUGGAAAUACACUUUGUUGGUUGCUUUAUACCACCGAAAUUUUUCAGUUUGAUUUUGAAAGGCAGACAUUUGCCGUGAUUGAAAAGCCGUCAGGCGCCUAUGCUGGCGUCAACUGCUGGCAUUUUCAGCCUUUACAAACAGAGGAUGGUGGCCUUGGCCUAGCCGUUUGCUCAAAAACCAUAAACAUUCAACUUUGGGCGAGGAAAUCCAACUGCGAUGACAUCGUUUCGUGGGUGCUACAGAAAACCAUUCAAUUAGAUGACCAAAUUUCACAUCCGGUGUUCCUGACUAAAGCAAGAUGUGUUGUGAUGAUGGGGUAUGACGAGGACACAAAUGUGAUCUUCCUAUGUUUCGAAUCUUGUCAUUACUUCAUGCUCCAGCUUGACUCAAUGCAGUUUAGGCAUAUUGGUACCGAAACAGACUGGUGUUACAAAAUGUGUUAUCCAUAUAGAAAUUUCUAUACUAAAGAGGCGCCACAAGAAGAUGAAGGUCUUGGAUCAAAGAAGUGACCCCUGCUACACUGCUGAUGCUACAGACUGGUCUGUUUGGCGUAUGCGGCAGGAGGAACUGUCUUAGGGAAGCAAGUACAAUAGUAUGGUAUUUAUAGGGUGAGUUUUGAGUCAGUGGCAGGUUUUGUACCGGUUUAGGAUGUUAGACGUAACUAGACCAGAUGCUGCUAUGAUGUACUGCAUCUGAACUGUUUGUUACAGUCCUGGUAUCUUUUAUUUGAAAAGAGUUG
Messenger RNA from Triticum aestivum (bread wheat), 1540 nucleotides. RefSeq names its product F-box/kelch-repeat protein At3g23880-like. The transcript has 2 exons. The record is from RefSeq and is a predicted model, not a curated record. The coding region runs from base 186 to 1310 and encodes 374 amino acids. NCBI's taxonomy places the organism in Eukaryota, Viridiplantae, Streptophyta, Magnoliopsida, Poales, Poaceae. Gene Ontology annotation, molecular function: protein binding.